CCCAUGUGAAAGUGUCACAUUUCGUAUGUACGGAAUGCGACGUGUGACUGGCCGACAGCUAGCUUUACAGUUAGCGACGCGCACUAAAACAAUGUGGCUCAUCUUAUUUCUCCGCUUGCAACUUCCUAGUGUUUCAACGAGAACAGAGCUUAUCCGCGGAAGGCCACUCCUGUUUUGAUUUGUCUUUUGCAAUCCCUCCGUACGCCUUCUCUUUUCUUCCACCGUCAUGUCUUUCACUGGGAAAUAUGAGUUGGAGAGUCAAGAAAACUACGAAAAGUUCCUCGAAGCAAUCGGACUUCUUAGUGCCAAGACUGACAGCAAAGUGCAGACAGAAGUGCUUCAGGACGGAAAUGCAUUCACCUGGACUCAAAGCACCCCCAACUGGACUUGGUCAAAUAAGUUCACCAUUGGUAAGGAAUGUGAGCUGGUCACAAUGAAAGGCUCCAAAUUCAAGGCCCCCGUGAGUAUGGAAGGUGGGAAGAUUUCAGUACAAUUUCCACAGUACCUCUUCACAGCUGAGAUGGUGAACAAUAAGUUGGUCAUGAAUUGCAUCACUCCGGGAGAGAAGGGCGUGACUUUCAAAAGGGUGAGCAAGAAGAUCUGAGGCUGCAAGACCGAACACGCUUGAAAAGGAGAGCGACUGCACACGGAAGACCACGAGGUGUCUGCUUUACAGACAAAAACUGUAACCGCGCAAAAUGUUUGUUGACUUGAGGUGUGGUUUUACAGUUCAGGGUAAUUGACAGAAGCCUGUGAGGCCUCACUUACCAGCAUUUGUGUUGCAUUCAUUAAAAAUAUCACAAAUUUUGACUGGGUUAUUUUCCAAGGAGGCACCAGAUAGAAUCGAAUACCUUUUGUUUUACAUGAGCAGAUUAUACACAGAUAUUUAUUUUCUUUUUCUUGGAAGACGAAACAAAAAAAUGUGGGACCCCGAAAUCCAAAUAUGGUACUUCAAAGGAAAAACAUUUUGAGUAGAGCAUUUUUCAGAAACUAAUCGUAUAUUUUUAUAUUCACUCAUAUCAUUGAAAGAUGCUGCUACUUUAAUUUAGUCACACUGAAACAUUUACGAUUUGAGUGGUCUUUUUGCUUUGGCAUUAUAAUUGGACACAACUGUUGUGAAUAUUCCCAAUACGCUGCAUCUGUCAGCUAUACACAAAUGGUGAGUAGUUUUACUUUUACUUCAGUUUUGACUUGAGUUUGACGAUAUUUUUAUAACCGUAUAAUGAAUAUUGAAUCCUUAGAUUAAACAAUUCCCUGUACAAUAAUAUUAACACUGAUACAAAAAAAAAAAGUUUUACUCGGUGCAAAUAUGGUUGCAUUU
Molecule: messenger RNA, 1321 nt
Organism: Syngnathoides biaculeatus (alligator pipefish)
Lineage: Eukaryota; Metazoa; Chordata; Actinopteri; Syngnathiformes; Syngnathidae
Product: gastrotropin-like
Exons: 5
Coding region: 227-604 (125 amino acids)
Biological process (GO): fatty acid transport
Cellular component (GO): cytosol; nucleus
Molecular function (GO): fatty acid binding
Source: RefSeq, a predicted model, not a curated record